GCUCCAGCCAAUCAGGCGUCGGGCUCUCAUUACGCAAGCUGCUGCGACAUUUCCUGUAAACAGGGUUCAAACUGCGGCGGGUCAACCAACGGAGUGUUUCUGACAAAGAGAAGAUGGCGGCGGCAGACGAGGAGAUCCAGCUCUUGAGGAGCCAGUUGAGGGAGAGGGAGGAGCAGGUCCAUCAGGCAGCUCAGGCUGGUCUGGAUCUUCUCAACCAGCAGAUGGAGCUUCAAACCAAGAUGGAUGAACAGAGGAUAGAGAUGACCAACGCACUGGAGGCUCUUGAGCAAGACAAGUACACACUGCAUAAGGAAGUGGAGUUAAAGACUCGGAUGCUGGAGUCGCUGCAGUCAGAGUACGACUGCUGGAAGAAUCAGCAGAAGCAGCAACUUGAAGAACAACAGGAACAUCUGGAGAGGAGCCACAGCAUGGCCAUCAAUGAGCUCCACAACAAGAUGCUGAGGCUGCAAUCGGCCCUGGAGGAGUCCCAGCUGAAUGAAAAACAGCUGAAACACAAACUGGAGGUGCAGACAGAGAUGCUAAACAACAAGAUGGAGGAGCUCCAAUCUCUGAAUGAACACAAACACAACUCCAUGACGUCUGAGAUGAUGGAGGUGCAGAUGAAGAUAAUGGAGCUGGAGAAUGACAAGGCGGAUUUGGAGCGGAUGCUACAGGAGUCUGUGUACAAAGAGCAGCAGCUGGAGCUGAGCAGCAACAGUCUACAGCAUCAGAUCCAGCGGAUCACCGAGGAGAAGGAGGAAAGGGAGAAGGAAGCUGUCUCCUGGUUCAACGCUUUAGAGAAAUCUCGUGAAGUGAACCGAGACCUUCAGAUCCAGUUGGAUCAGGUUCUGCAGCAGGCCCAGGACCCAAACAGCAAGGGAAACUCUCUGUUUGCUGAGCUGGAGGAUAAGAGGGCUGAGAUGGAGAGACGGCUCAUCAGCAUGAAGGUCCAGUAUGAGUCGCUGCAGAAGAUCCACGCCUUCAGCAAGCAGCAGCUGCAGCGUAUGAAGGUCCAGAUAGCUACUCUGAUGCAGCUGCAAGGAUCCAGGGUUGAUGUUGCUCAGCUGGAGAGGCUGCAGUCUAUGCUGUAUGAGAAGAACGGGGAGAUCCAGAAUCUGAUGGCUAAACUGCAGAGACUGGAGAAGGUGGAGAUGCUGCUGAAGUCUCAGCCGGCCAACCCACUGCAGGAAGCUGGAAGUGAAGUUCAGGAUGAAACGUACUACACUGACCUGCUGAAAAUGCAGCUCAGCAACACCACUAAGGAUGUAGAGCGCCUCGGAGACGAGCUUUCGCUGCAGAGGAUGAAGUCGCUGUCAGAGAGUCAGCGAGCUCUGGAGCUGGAGAGGAAACUGUUCUCAUCUGAUCGGCUGCUGAAACAGACUCAGAGCAACAUGAUCAAGCUGCAGCUGCGUGUGGAGGAACUUCAGGACAAAUAUGAACCAAAAGAGAUGAUGAUGAAUCGUCUUCAGAAGAGAAGGAGAGAGAAACUUCCUGUAGACGCUGUGCUGCCGUCUGAGGAGAACACGCUCCAGGCUGAGAGGGUUGUAGGCGUGAGCAGCGCUGCAGGCUCUGAGGACAACACCUGUCUGAAAGAGGAGAACGCCACCUCAGGUGUGACCGCUGGAUCAGGAUCUGCUGCUCCAGGUUCAGAUCAGAAGCAGCCUGCCAAGUGUGUGAAGAUCAGUCCAGAUGAGCCGGUGGUGAUUCCCAACUCCAGAGAGGAAGAGGAGGAGAACCAGCAGCAGAACAGACGAAAGGAGAGGAGGAAGAAGCAAAGACCAGUAGAAGUGAUCCACGUCACCUCUAACACCAGCACGGAGAACCAGUGUUCCCAGCAGUAGAACGCUGCAUCUCUGUCUGGUGCUGUGAUUUUAUCUUGUGUUAAUCUGAAUAAAACGUUGAAUUUUGAAAUUUGAAUAAGUUUUUGUUCAACGGCCACAUUAUUACAACCCUUUACAGCCCGACCCCUGAAACAAUAGUAAGAAACCAGGGAUAUACAUGUCAUAUCUUUGUAGAUAUACUGUAUUUGUUUUAAAUUUUUAUAUAGUCUAUUUAAUAAAUGGUUAUAUAGAC
Melanotaenia boesemani (Boeseman's rainbowfish) is the source of this 2073-nucleotide messenger RNA. It is a transcript of the gene spdl1, whose product is annotated as spindle apparatus coiled-coil protein 1. The record is from RefSeq and is a predicted model, not a curated record. The transcript has 13 exons. NCBI's taxonomy places the organism in Eukaryota, Metazoa, Chordata, Actinopteri, Atheriniformes, Melanotaeniidae. Gene Ontology annotation, molecular function: kinetochore binding. Gene Ontology annotation, cellular component: outer kinetochore; spindle pole. Gene Ontology annotation, biological process: mitotic spindle assembly checkpoint signaling; establishment of mitotic spindle orientation; mitotic metaphase chromosome alignment. The coding region runs from base 114 to 1841 and encodes 575 amino acids.